AAUGUUUGGCAGCAUAUUUUGAAGUCAGUUUUUCUCAGUAACAGUAUGGAUGCCAGGAAUUUGGGAGUAGGAAUAACAUUUCUGUUACAGAGUGUAGUUGGACUUCUAGGAAACAUCUCUCUCAUUUUCUACUACUUGAUUAUUUACUAUAAGAAACACAAAAUAAAGCCCAUGGAUUUGAUUCUCAUGCAUCUGAUCAUAGUUAACAUCUUGAUCAUUCUCUCUAAAGGAUUGGCUAACACAAUAACACCUUUUGGCUUGAAACUUUUCUUUAAUGAUUGGAGCUAUCAAUUUUUUAUGUAUGUUCUAAGAGUUUUCAGGAGCAUGUCCAUUGUCACCAUCUGCCUCUUGAGUGUCUUCCAGGCUAUCACCAUCAUGCCAAGAAACUCCUGUUUGAAAAAUCUUAGAGUCAAGUCUACAAUGGACAUUAGUUUCUGCAUUUCUCUCUGCUGGGUCUUGUACAUCAUUAUAAAUUUUAUUUUCCCUUUGUACAUGUCCAUAACAUUAAGUAGGAAAAAUAUAACAAAGGAUACAAAUUUCAAGCUCUAUACUAUUGUAGGAUAUGACAAAAUCACGGGUUCAUUAUAUACAACUUUCUUUGUGUUUCCUGAAAUUCUGUUUUCUGGUCUCAUCACUUGGUCCAGUAGCUCAAUGAUUGUCCUUCUGUACAGGCACAAACGACGAGUUCAAUACCUCCAAAGUACUCAUGCUUCCCAUAGCAGUUCCCCUGAAUCCAGAGCCACUCAGAACAUUCUGGUACUAGUUUCCAUCUUUCUGUUUUUUUAUACAAUCUCUGCCAUCUCACAUGCUUACAGUGCUCUUUUUCACAGUUCAGAUGGGUGGCUGAUGAUUUUCUCAAACAUUUUAACUUUGUGUCUUCCCACUUCAAGCCUUUUUGUACUUAUGAGUCACUCAUCCUCUCUCUCCAAACUCUUCUUUCUCUAG
Rattus rattus (black rat) is the source of this 945-nucleotide messenger RNA. Its product is annotated as vomeronasal type-1 receptor 2-like. Lineage: Eukaryota; Metazoa; Chordata; Mammalia; Rodentia; Muridae. Bases 46 to 945 code for a protein of 299 amino acids. The transcript has a single exon. Gene Ontology annotation, biological process: G protein-coupled receptor signaling pathway. The record is from RefSeq and is a predicted model, not a curated record. Gene Ontology annotation, molecular function: pheromone receptor activity. Gene Ontology annotation, cellular component: membrane.